UGGGGAAUCGAAGUUAAAGAAAAGAAAAAAGAAAGAAGAAGGAAGAAGAUGAGGCUGUUGAACAAAGAGGAUUUCGAGGGCUUCGACUUCAAAAUCGAUCAAUCCGGCAUUGAUAUGCUGGCCGACAUCUGCGGCGUUGCUUUGGAGGUUCUUGAGCAAGAGACACGACGACGUCUUAAGGGCAAAGAGAUAGUACAACAACACCGAUUAUCACCACCACCGUCGUUGUUGAAGUCUUAUCAGAAAGAGAAUGAGACUAAGGCCGGUGAUCAAAUCGUUCACGGCCUCAAGCUCAAGAUUCCUAAAGUACCCUCAUCGAAUAAAAUAUCAAGAACCCAAGAAGAAAACUAUGAUGAUGAUGAUGAUUGGGAUAUGAUUCAAGCCAAGAAUUCCAAGAAAAGAUCAAGAAACCAAGAAGCAAAAGAUGAUGCUGAUGAUUGGGAUAUUACCAAAGUAAAAAAUUCCGAGAAAAGUACGAAACGGAGAAAAAGACCUUCCAACUUCGUACGGCGGCCGGUGCAGGCGGCCGAUCGGGCAUCGUACCAGGAGCUUCCGGGGGAAUUCAUGAGAGAAAUCGAAGCGAUGCGAGGAAAGAAUAUAAAAUUGGGAAUUCAGAAGCAACUCACAGAGACGGAUUUGAAAGCCCAUCAUAACAGGCUGUUAAUCCCUGUGAGACAGAUAAUUGAUGGGGAUUUCUUGACGGACGCAGAGAAAUCCAUACUCAGCAGACACCAGGUUAUCGAGGACAUCCCGUUGUUGAUGAAACAACCGAAUGAAGAGAGAAUGGAGGUGAUGAACAUCAACAUGACGCAAUGGGAUAUGGCCAAGCAAUUUGGCAAGGCCAGCUCUUGUAAUUAUGUUCUCAGAACUUCUUGGCAGGAUGUGGCACGAACGAAUAGACUUCAAAAAGAUGAUGUGGUUCAGAUUUGGUCGUUUAGGGUUCAAGAAGAUACACUUCACUUGGCUCUUGUUGUGGUUCACAGGGCUAAUCAUCAACUGCGAUUAUCGGCUAAUACUGGUAGCACUAGUACUGCUGGUAGUGCUGGAACUAAUGAAAGCAGUACUGGAAACAAUGGAAGUAGUAGUAGUAGUGGAAGCAGCGGAAAUACCUACAUUUGUUGA
Messenger RNA from Ziziphus jujuba (common jujube), 1122 nucleotides. Its product is annotated as putative B3 domain-containing protein At5g35780. Gene Ontology annotation, molecular function: DNA binding. Lineage: Eukaryota; Viridiplantae; Streptophyta; Magnoliopsida; Rosales; Rhamnaceae. The record is from RefSeq and is a predicted model, not a curated record. Bases 49 to 1122 code for a protein of 357 amino acids. The transcript has a single exon.